GCUUAGACGCAGCCUCUCAGCAUUUCUCCGGAGCCUUGGCGAGCGUUCCUCGGAGCCUCCGCGAGGUUUUUCGGGUCUAAAGAGGAGAAACAGCUACAUUAAUUUAAGAAUGUCUUUUGAAAAACUGACUGUUGUGGUGUUGCUGAUCUUUGGCUUUGUCAGCCCAGGUAAACUCUGCAAGCUAUACCAUGUAUUAGAAGAUGAAUAUUUUUCAAUUGGCUGUCCUGCUGUAAAACAAGAUAAAGGAUAUACUAUAACUUGGCAUAGAGAACAAAAAGAGAAGUCGAUGGAAAUUCAAGAAGACCACAGAAUUGAAAUGGAUGGGAGAUAUUUGCAAUUUUGGCCUGUUGCAUUGAAUGACACUGGGAAAUAUAAUUGUUGUCUCAGCAAUGGGACAGAAGUCAUCAGCUGUUACCAAUGGUCCCUAAACAUUAUCAAAAGGAAUAAAGAAAGUUGUUUCACGGCAGAUCAUGUGUUAACUGGGAUACCAGGAAUAGUUGGAAAAUCCUAUCUCUUUACAUGCAAUGAUGUCCUUCAUACUGCCAGUGUUUCCAACAUAACAUGGUACAAGAACUGCGAAAGGAUUGUGAGCCAGACAGAAGAAAAAUGGCAUAUCGAACAGUUAAAAGCUGAACAUAGUGGAAAAUACACAUGUGUGAAAUCACUUGUUCAUGGAGGAAGGACAUACAAUACUACAAUUACAAUAGACCUAAUAGUGAAUGGUGAUAAAGAACUCACAGGACCAGCACUAAUUGGAUCAGAUCGCAGUACUUCCAAAGCAGAAAUAGGUAAAGAAGUUUUACUGAACUGCACAGCUUUUCUGGGUUAUUCCAACGAUUCAGAUAAAUUCAGUUUUUACUGGCUUCACAAUGAUGACAUAAUAAAACCAUGUGGGAAUGACACAGAGAUCUCACUAUGCCAAAUGGAAGAACAUAAAUAUUAUGAAGAACCAGGAUACUAUGUCACAAAGAUCUUGCGGAUUAAAAGUGUUAAAGAGGAAGACAUGAAUUCAUCGUACAGCUGUAUUUUUUCCAAAGGAAGAUUAAUACGUCAGAUACAUACAUUGCUGAAAGAAAUUUCUAAUCCAGAUCUACCUGCCCAUGUCUUUACAACUGGACUUAUCAUGGCAAUAUUAUUUUCAUUUGCUGCUGUGUUUAUCGUGAUUCUGUCUGUGGUGUUCAGAAUUGAACUUGUGUUACUGUAUCGAGAGAUAACAGGGAAGGACGAAACUUUAGGAGAUGGAAAGCUGUAUGAUGCCUUUGUGUCUUACCUGAAAGACUCUGUACCGAUAUAUGGUGAAGAGAGAAAAUUUGCAUUGGAGAUAUUACCCAAAAUAUUAGAAGAGAAUUUUGGAUACAAGCUGUGCAUCUUUGAACGAGAUAUCUCCCCUGGAGGAGCUGUUAUUGAUGAUGUCCAGUCAUUUAUUGACAGGAGUCGAAGACUAAUCAUUAUACUGAGCAAGAAUUACAUUUCUGACCAAGUCAUGUUUGAACUUGAAAUGGGGCUCCACAAGGCUUUAGUUGAAAGAAAAAUUAAAGUAAUAUUAAUAGAAUAUAUGCCUGUAACUAAUUUCAAUUUCCUGCCCACGUCUUUGAAACUUCUUUCAUCCAGACAAGUGGUGAAAUGGAACAAAGAGAAAUCAUUGUCUUUAAAUUCUAGGUUUUGGAAGAAGCUCCGUUAUGCAAUGCCUGCUAAACCCCCCUUGAGAAAAACAUUGACUACUUCUGAAGAGCAGAAUCUUUUCAGGACAGAGCAUUAACAACUAGUGUGUUGUGCGCCAUAUCGGGAUUGUCUCUGACCACAGUGUUACCUCUAUUUUUCCUCAAACUACUAUCUUUUUCCUUUGAAAGGAAACAUGGUGGGGGGAGUAGGUGGGGGUGGGCACAAGUUUCCUCAUUGGCUGGUCCGUGGAACUCCCUGCUAUGGGAAACUCAGCCAAUUCCAUUGUACUUCUGUUGACAAAGUCCUUUUUGUUCAAGUAGACUUCUGAAAAUGGACUGCAGAAGAAGAUGCUGUGAACAUGUGGAUAUGGUUUCCUGUUGAUGUGUGUUUUCAAUGGCUUUUCAAGUGUGUUUAAAAUUUAAGAUCAGCUGGGGAAGCCCUGUUCUCGAUCCCACCUUCCUCGCAAGUGCACCUGGCAAGGACAAGAGACAGGGCUUUCUCAGUGGUGGCCCCUCUGCUGUGGAACUCCCUAGGGAUAUUAGAUUGGCCCCCUCUCUCCUUACCUUCUGAAAAAGAGUAAAAACUUGGCUUUUUGAAUAAGCGUUUGGAAGUGCAGUGGAAUAGGUAAUUAUGAAAUAGGAAGAAUGAACAUCGAAUAGCUGGACAAUCCUGCUGGAUAAUGAUUUUAACAGGACAACAGGUGAUUAUAUGUUUUUAAAUGGUUUAUAUAUGCUUUUUUGAUGUUGAGUUGAAUGUUUUAAACUGUAUUUUUAUGAAUGCAUAGCAGUAAAAUUGCUAUUUCUGUAAGUUGCCUUGAGUUGCCACAAGGCUGAGAAAGGCGGGCUACAAUUGCUGCAAAUAAAUAAACAAAUAAAAAACCAUUUGUUUGGUGUCUACUGUUAUAAUUUAUUAUGUUUUUAUCCUUUUUCUAAACUGUUCUGAACUGUGGAUUUUAAAUUUGCAUUUUAUUUGUAUGUUUUAAAUGUUGUACUAUGUAUUUUGGUAUAUGUGUUUUGGUUGUAUUGUACCCCAUCUUGAGCUGUGAGAAGAGGUGAAUAAUAAAUAAAAAAUAAAAUUA
Molecule: messenger RNA, 2740 nt
Organism: Anolis sagrei ordinatus
Lineage: Eukaryota; Metazoa; Chordata; Lepidosauria; Squamata; Anolidae
Source: RefSeq, a predicted model, not a curated record